GCCGUCCAAAACGUGAGACUCAUGUGACAGAGAUAGGUCAUUGCGAGCGAGAGUCAGGGGUUUAUUUAACACGUAGCUCUGUCCUCCCCCACUUUCCCAACGCGCAACCAAGACUAGUGCAUCUGCGGGACUCCCUCUUGACUGACUACGUGGAGAUCUCCGGGACACUGCUCCCAUUAUGCGAUAUAUAAUCAUAACAAUGCAAAUGUAAAAUAGAUUACUUAUCUCUACAAAUUGGAGGAAAUACUUAAAUAUUUUUGUGAAAAAUUUCAAGGACUAUUUACUUUCAUUCAAUUUCAUUUGCGUUCUUGAGUGAAAACAUUGGGGGGAAAAAGCUUGCCCUUUCCUGCGUCAUUUGGAGUAGCUUAAAGAGAAUGGAAAUGGAAAGGAUUCCAAGUGCGCAACCCACCCCCAAGCACCAGCAGGCUGAGCUGCCUGACAUGCAAGGGAUGGAUUUCCCUAUGUAUGUAUACAAAUCCCGUCGGGGAAUGAAACGAGGAGAUGAUAGCAAGGAAACCUACAAACUGCCUCACCGACUUAUCGAGAAGAAAAGGCGUGACAGGAUAAACGAGUGCAUCGCUCAGUUGAAAGAUUUAUUGCCCGAGCACCUGAAACUUACAACUCUUGGCCAUCUGGAGAAGGCUGUGGUUUUGGAGCUCACACUUAAGCAUGUGAAAGCUCUAACCACUCUACUGGAAAACCAGCAGCAGAAAAUCCUCAGUCUGCAGAAUGGCAUGCAAAUCGAGCAGUCCUCUCCCAGCCAGGAGAACAGUGAGGAGAUCUUCCGCUCAGGCUUCCAUGUCUGUGCCAAGGAGGUGCUGCAGUACCUGGUCAACCAGGAGGGUCACGGUGACCUUACACCCUCCCACAUGGUCAACCACCUGCACAAGGUGGCCACUGAGGUCCUCCAGGGUCCUCCCUGUAGCCCCUGCAAACCCCGGUCUGAAGAGACCACCAUCCACUACCAACAUCAUCAGGCCCACAGGGAGAAGCCUGCAGACCAGCCCCCCAAGCCCAGUGAAGGCCAUGGGAAGAACUGCGUUCCCGUCAUCCAGCGGAGGUAUGCCCAUGCGGGCGGUGAGCAGAGCGGCAGCGAUACAGACACAGACAGCGGCUACGGUGGCGAGCAGGUUGAGCAUCUGGCGUCGCAUGCAGGGUAUUACGGCCAGGAGAGACAGCUGAAGAGGGCACUGGGAGAAAAGAGGGCGUCAUUUUGCAUUAAGCAGGAAGAUGAGGCGUGCCACAAACGCAGCCGGGUCGAGUCAUCCGAGGACGAGUCUCUCUCAGGCGGAGAGUCAUCCUCAUCCUCCUCCAGCGGCCACGGCAGCUACAUGAGCGCCUACUCCCCUCACCAGGCCCAACCUCAUCCCCUUUGCAUGCCCUUCUACCUCAUCCCCCCCUCUGCCGCCGCCUAUCUGCCCAUGCUGGAGAAGUGCUGGUACUCAGGGGCCAUGCCCAUGAUUUACCCUGGCCUGGGAGGCUCCGCGCAGGGCAUGCCUAGUGACAGGCAUGCCCCCUCUCCCUCGAUCAUGAUGUCCCCCAGGGGGCGCUCUCCCUCUCCCCCUACCGUAGCCCAAAGCCCCAUGGACUCCCCGGCCUUCCUCCAAGUGUUAAAGCAGGUACUUCCCAUGAACCUGGAAACCAAAGACUGAGAGACCACUGAGCACUUACACAGAAAAGUGUUAUUGAACAUAGACUGCUAUGCUGAGAGGAUACAUGGAGGAGAACAUGACCAGACAGUCAGAUCACCCACCACCACCCCUCUCCCCUCAUCCCAGAAGUCAGAAUACAGAAGGGAGACAGAUAGAGCGCAUGCAGAAGGUCUGGUCCCAGAUCGGUGAGGCAUAAUCCACAGCUGCAAACAGAAAAAGAGAAUAAAAGAAAGAGGGAAUGUGUGGAUGGAAGACAGCUCAACCUGUUUCCUAAUCCUCUCUGAAUGUUUGACUUUAUACCCCCACCAGAGUGCUGAGUGCAACAUUGACCCCACUGAUCUGGAUACACACACACACACACACACACACCCACACACACACACACACACACACACACACACACACACACACACACACACGGUUGAAUGUAUAAAUGUAAAAAAGUGGCAGUCCCGUAGAUGUUGCUGCUGUUGAGGUUUCUACAUGCUGUGGACACUGACAGGGCUCAGCUGUACACACACCGUCCUUGUAAACCAUGUCACACCAAAUGUCAAUAGUCACCAUUCACCCAAAGGUUGCUGUCUAUUUACCUUAGGUCACCAUUGCCAUCACUGACACUGCGCUUUGCCCCAUUCCCUAUGACAACAACAAACAUCCUGAGUGAAAUAAUUUCCUUACUGUAUGGAGUUAGUGAGGCCAUCAUGUGACCAUGUCAAGUUGGGAAUUCACUGACAGUUUAGAGGGACUUUUUGUAAUUAUUGUUUAUACUUCUUGUACAUCUCUAUUUUUGAUACGUGUCCUAGCGCUCGAACCAGAGAGAAAGGUUGGACAGUCGUUUUACCACAUAAUAACUAAUGUACAUACUGUAGCCCUGCGCUGACCCUGAUCUGCAAUCUGACUCUGCUCAAGUCAAACCUGGAGUUUAUCAUCCUGUUGCCUUUUACUUGUGAAACACUGAUAAAAGAAAACAUCAGAUGUUUAUGAAAUGUAUUUGGGAGUUGGCGAGAAGUGAAUGUAUAUGUUUUAACAGAAGAUUAGUUUUCUAUAGAAAGAGGUACUUUGAUAUUUUGGGACCUACCAGAAAGAUGUUUGAUGUACAUAUUUUGUCUAUAAAUGUUGACAUACAUUAUAUAAGCGUAUUAAUAAAGUAUUUUAUCUGCUAUGUU
Messenger RNA from Oncorhynchus mykiss (rainbow trout), 2818 nucleotides. Its product is annotated as class E basic helix-loop-helix protein 40. The record is from RefSeq and is a predicted model, not a curated record. NCBI's taxonomy places the organism in Eukaryota, Metazoa, Chordata, Actinopteri, Salmoniformes, Salmonidae. Gene Ontology annotation, molecular function: DNA binding; protein dimerization activity. Gene Ontology annotation, biological process: regulation of DNA-templated transcription.